UCUAUAUCAGUCGAAUCGUGUCAUUGAACCGGGCCGGUGCGGCGCGGCGUGCCUGCGCAGCGGGGCGCGACAGUCUUUAUCGGUCCAUGGUCUUGUUUAUUUGCACACAAAUUGGCGGUUACGUGCUCAAGUGGCGUCUGAUCGCUGCGACGAUUGACGCCCGAUUGCAGAAUCACGGUCUGAUCUCAAUGAAAGUAUUGGCCUUGUGAGUUCAUACUACAUCCGCGCGGGCAUGCUGUGUACGCAGGCAGCGCUUACGUAAGCCGAGCUAUCACAUCUUUCGCCUUGACUGAAAGUACCUACAUAGUUUGCCGAUAUAUCCGCCAUCGAUGCUACACUCCGCUGUUAAAAAUUGAAUAAUGAAGCAAAGUAAUAAGGUAACUGACAAAAUAGCACAAUUGGCUUCCGAAAUACACUGGAUGGUUAAGAAAAGGACUGAAAUACUAGAUAGUAUUAAAAAAAAGGAACAAGAAAAAGAGCAAACUCACACAUCUAAUUUUCAACAACAGUUAUCCAAAUCUGGAGAUAAAAUUAAUUCAGAAAAACAAAAUUCAAAUGCACCAGUGACACAGCAUGUCCCUGCACAGAUACUCAGCCCAUCACAUGGAUCUGGCUCAAACAUCCAACCAAAAGAAGAAUCCAAAGAUAAAACAAUAAAAGUGGCCAAUUCAACAACAAUAACAUUAAUUGAAAACGGUGCUGUCAAUGGUGAAAAAGAUAAAGAUAAUAAUAAUUAUCCCAAAAACUAUUUUACAUUAGAGCCCAAGAAUGAUAAAAAAGAUGAGAACAAUAAGAAUAGUAUUACAAUAACAAGAACAACAUCAAAACAAUCUCCAGGUGGUGGGCAAUCUGAUAAAACUAAAAGCCAAUCUAAGGUUACAAAGAGACCUCUACAAUGUCUGGAGACACUUGCUGAGAAAGCUGGCAUCACUUUUGAGGAUAAGUAUGAGGCUGCCAAUACACUGCUAGCAUUAGACAAACAGAACAACACUUACCGGAGACCAGAACUGAAGCAGCCAAAAUUAGAACCAGAUACUCAGCAACCACCUGAAGAGUAUAGAUAUAGAAACCCAAAAGAGGAGGAUGAUAAGUUGCAGAUACAGCAGCAAUUAAUCCAACAGCAACAACAACAAUUGCAUCAGUUGCAACAACAACAACUUCAACAGCAACUCCAACAAUUCCAACAACAGGCGCUGCAGAGACAGCACCACGCAAUACAACAACAUAUCAAGAAUCAACAAGAUCAAGAACUGAUGCAGAAACAAUACCAACAGCAACAGCAGCAGCAGCAGCAGCAGCAGCAGCAGCAGCAGCAACAACAGCAGCAGCAGCAGCAACAGCAGCAGCAGCAACAACAACAACAGCAGCAGCAGCAGCAGCAACCGCAGCAACAACAGCAGUCGGCACAGAAAACUGACAUACAAGUGGCUCAGCAAGAUUUGUCACAAAAGUUCUUACAGCCCGUGCACACUCAACAAUUCAACGUUCCCGGUAUAGGAGAGAUCAAUUUAAGUUUUUUACCAUCCCCUCAAACCAACUUGUUCUUCGAGAAAAACAAUAAAAGUGGCAUGAACACAGACAUCAAACCACAACAAUUAGUAGAGGGUCAGGGUCAGGCUCAGGUAGUACAGCAGCAGAUUAGCAUGGCCCAGCACGAGCCGACACAACAGCACCAUCAAACUGUCACAGUUGUGUCAUCCAUGCCUAGCAGCAUGGCACAUCAGGUGCAGCAACAACAGCAAACAGGCGGUAUCCAGCAGCAAGCCAGUGGUAUCACCACCAUGCCACCAUUGCCCAGUUUGCCGGCCACCACGCCCCAUCCGCAACAACUGAGUGCGGACUGGGGCGGCCGAGUGCAAGUGAUACAACAACCAUUGCAGAACAAUAGCUAUCUACAACAACUCUACAAUGCUCAAGGACCAUUAAUCAUGCCGGGAAACAUUGCUCUACAUCCAGGCUUAAACUCUCAGCCAAUACAGGUAAUAACAGCCGGUAAGCCAUUCCAAGGGAACCAACUGGCUCCUCACAUGCUCACCGCUCAAGGGAAAUCUGUCUUGCAGGGUCAAACAGCUCCGUUCCCGGGAUACGCAACUAUUCCCACUACGCAGAAUCAGACGUUCGUCUUCAGUCCGCUCGGCGUGAUCAACUCGCAGGCCAGCAUCAUUCCGACACAUUCACAGCCGACCGUCUCCGGCAUUGGGCAGCAACAGAAAACUACCGAUAUGCAUAAGGUGAUGAGUGGUGGCAAGGUGACCGGCACUAAGGUGGGAGGUGCAACCGGUGGUGGCCAAACGGUGCCCGUUCACGCUCAGUGUGUCCAAGUCUCGCAACCAGUGCUCGGAACUCAGCAACCAACACAAGCUCAAAUUAUCAGCCCAUUACAGACUGGAGGACAGACAAUGCAGUUCGCUCCAUGGCAAAUCUCGGGCGCUCUCCCCCAAGUCUGGACCGGGGGAUUGCAGGCGGGGACUUUGCCCGCCGGGGGACUCCUCGCCCCCAACCCGAUAUUCAUAAGAGGCACCCAACCAGAUGCGGCCCCAUCCAUGUUCAUACAACAUUCGCCACAGAAUAAUGUUCAACACAACAAUACGAGCGUGGCCACCACUGCCACUGCAGCGAAGCCCAGAGCUUCGUCCGAUGGGAUGACGAAGACACCUCGGCCUCUGUCCAACAUAUUACCAUCAGGGGGAAUAAGACCUGCCUCUUCUGUUUCCACACAGACUGGUACCAAUCAGUCUCAAAGUCAGGGCAAGCACCGAGGUAAACAAGGAGUACGAUCACCGGCGCCUUCUUCCAAACAGGAUGCAGCAAACCAGACCGCUAAUAAGAUGCAACAGCAAAUGCAACAACAGAAGCAGUCUCUUUUGGUGAUGAACUCGAACGGCCAGAUGACCCAAGUCACGAACUUACAAGACAAACAACCGAUAACAAAGAAUCUGCAGCAACAAGCUAUAAUGCAACAAGCCAUGCAGCAGCAACAACAACAACAACAGCAACAGCUGAUGCAACAACAACAGCAGCAAACUCAACAGAUGGUCCAACAUUAUCAGCAAGCAAUGACACUGAACAUGCCACAAGGCACACUCCCAGUGGGUUCAGUUGCUCAGACAUUACCUAUGACUGGAUUACCUCAGAUAUCAAUGGUGCCACAAAUACAUCCGCUUGGUGGUAUGAAUCAAUCGGGAAACAUUGUGAACCAGCUUAAUACAAAUCAAAAUACCCAGAACACACCAAUCGCUCAGGUCCAAACAUUACAGCAAUCACAGACGCUGGUAGGGGGAAGCUUAGUCCAAACUUCAGUGGGGAUGACAGUACAGCCCCAGGGAAGUCUCACCCAUACCACUCCCAUGCAAACGCCAGCAAUCUUGGAAGCAACUCCUGUGUCUACCACGCCUCUAGUUCAGGUAUCUGCAAGUAGCCAGCCGUCGCCUCAAAUGACUCUACAAACUCAAAGCGGCAUGAGCCUGGCUACAACGCCGGUGCAAGGUUCAGUGGCGCCCGUGCAGUCCCAGACCUCGCUACUCACACAUGUUAAGAAUGAAGAAGAUAAAUCUCAACCGCUCGGCCAGUAUGUGGUUGGGGAUGACAACGGAGAGCCUGUACCGCCGACAGCCAUCUCCAUAAGCUCUGAAUAUGUGGCCGCUGGAGAUGUUCCUGCUCCUUCCAUGCCAACUAUUGAUGCAACAAAUGACUCCACUGCAUUGAAUAACUUCUUCUCAGCUGGUUUAAAUUCGACUUCAGAAUCGAAAUCGACUUUCCAAACCACAAGUGAACCGGCCUCAUCAAAUGCUUCUUCUGUUGUGUCUAACGCCAACAUUCCAAGCACUUCUAAAGUAAAGAACCUUCAGGGAACAACUCCGGUAAGCUCAGCUGGCCCUGCAUAUUCAACAUCUUCGUCUGUGCACAAUGCGGUGAACACACAACAGAACUCAAAUGCUUUGUUCAAGAGUCCCCAAUGCACACGGCACAUUGCAUCGCCAGCUGGACAUGAUAAGGGAUUGCCAAAGGCUAUGGUAAAGCCUAAUAUUCUGACGCAUGUCAUCGAAGGCUACGUAAUUCAGGAAGCGGGAGAACCAUUUGCAGUGAACCGGCCUUUCCGUGAAUGGACAGCUACAGGUGACAGGGAACACGACAAAACUCGUAAUAAUAAAAGAUCGUCGCCUACUGAGCCGGACCAAUGUAGCAAGAAGCAGAAGACUGAGACUACUGGAACCAAUAAUGGUACAGCUGCGGCUGCUGUAGCUAAUGAAGUUGCCGAACCAAAACCCGGCCCUUCGAAGGCGACUGACGAACCACCUGCUGCAGAAGUCGCGGAACCUGCAGAAAUUGCUCCGCCUGCCAGGGUUGUUAAUGCCAACAAAUGGACGGUUGCUGAAGUAUACGAAUUUAUCCGGAAAAUACCUGGAUGCGCUGGGUACGCUAACGAGUUCUUGGCCCAGGAAGUUGAUGGUGAGGCUCUGCUCCUAAUCAAGGCUGAGCAUCUUGUAAUGGCACUGUCCAUCAAGUUGGGACCAGCACUUAAGAUUGUUGCCUGCAUUGAUGCUCUGCGCCCGGAGAAUGAACAAAAUUCUAAUGAGUCCGAAUGAGAAUUAAUUUUUAAAAUUA
Messenger RNA from Papilio machaon (common yellow swallowtail), 4605 nucleotides. RefSeq names its product polyhomeotic-proximal chromatin protein (gene PH). Gene Ontology annotation, cellular component: PRC1 complex. Gene Ontology annotation, molecular function: protein binding. Bases 360 to 4586 code for a protein of 1408 amino acids. NCBI's taxonomy places the organism in Eukaryota, Metazoa, Arthropoda, Insecta, Lepidoptera, Papilionidae. The record is from RefSeq and is a predicted model, not a curated record. The transcript has 31 exons.